UAGGGCACCAUGCUUCUGCCAUGGUGCCGUGGCGUGCCGCGGCCUGCGCGUUCGCACUGCUGGCGGAUGCGGAGCGCCCGGAGGCUCCGCCUCGGGCGCCACGGGUGUUGCUGUCCAGACCCAGACAGGCGGCAGGUUCGAGAUACUACCCCUUCCGCCAGCUGCUGGAUUGUGAAGGGUCCAACUUUUCAACCCCCUGGCGAAGCUUCCGCGAGAAGGUCGCGGCCAAUGCACGGGAAGGUUUCCCUGUGGAUGCCGAACUGCUGACAUGGGCAAAGCAGAUCCAUUCGAUGUGGGAGGAUGUAGCGCCGUUGCGCAGCAUGACCCAAGUGAAGGUCCUCACGCGGCAAAGCAGC
This is a messenger RNA of Cladocopium goreaui, 356 nucleotides long. Lineage: Eukaryota; Dinophyceae; Suessiales; Symbiodiniaceae. The record is from the annotation of a GenBank genome assembly.